AUGGUUUCUUUUCGCCUUCUCAGCAUCUUGAUGGCCACGGCCGUCAGCGCCGCUCCCUUGUUGGACGAGCGCGAUCUCAACCUCACCAAGUGGUCCCCCGACCGCAAACUCAACGGCGAUGAGAUUGUCCUCAUCGGCAAGGACCGCGAGGAGGUCAUCCAGGUCGAGCAGUGGCACAAGCUUCUCGAGUCCGAGGGCAUCCUCCCCGAGGCCCCCGAGUACGACCACGACUGGAUCGCAGCCGGCGCCAACAUGAGCGCGCUCCCCUACGACCCAGAGAUCCACGGCCACGGCCCCCAGAAGCGUGACUGCGCCCACACCUUCUCCUUCGUCACCGACAAAACGCAGCGCUUCGUCGACUGGGACGUGCAAAUGUCCCCCGUCGUCAUUGGCCCCAUGGGCGGCAUGGACGUCACCAUCUCAAAGUCCUACUCCGUCGCCGACUCUGUCUCCGUCUCGGCCGGCCUCAGCCCCACAGCCAUCAAGAGCUAUCUCUCCGCCUCCAUCGGUAUCUCCUACACCCGCACCUGGACCACCACGCAAGGGUACCUCAUCCGCGGCAACGUCGCCCAGGGCUACACCGGCACCGUCGUCUCCACGCCCUGGACCACUCGCCGCUACGGCCGCGCCUUCCAGGGCUGCCCCGGCAGCCUGGCACAGACCGGUACCUGGACCGCCGACAGCCACGAGGAGGGCUCUUACGAGGGCGUCAGCUGGGUCAGCGGUGCCAUCACCAUGUGUAUCAAGCAUCAGAGCGGCAUUCCUCUUUCCCGCUGCCACGGAUCCGGCAACUUCAACUAA
Molecule: messenger RNA, 801 nt
Organism: Colletotrichum orchidophilum
Lineage: Eukaryota; Fungi; Ascomycota; Sordariomycetes; Glomerellales; Glomerellaceae
Exons: 2
Coding region: 1-801 (266 amino acids)
Source: RefSeq, a predicted model, not a curated record